CUACCUGCCCAGACUCCCCCAACGCUCUCCACCUAAUCCUCCAUCCUGCUCACCUCCUCAAACCUCUGCCAGCCCCCAGAGCAUCAUCUCCAUCUACCCACAGAGUUCAGUCGUUUCACUCAGCGUACUCAUUACCGCCUCUUAAAAGGAAACUGUUCCAUCUGGGCUCUUAAAAACAAGAACAUCAGCAGCAGGAGCAGCUGUGGUACCCGUCCUCAUUUUACCCUUGAAGUGGACUGCAGGGUGUCCUGUCAUGUUGCACUUGAGACCAGAGGUGGAGAAGGAGAGAGGUGUGCACGAAAUGUGAGAAAUAAUCGCAGGGUUUCCUUGUCCAUUUUGGCAUGCAUGGACGGAGAGAGAAAGACUGAGUGUGUGGGUGGAUGAGAUGCAGAGAGAAGAAGAAGAGGAGGAGGAAGGAUGGAGAGUGGCACAUUCUCUCUCUCUCUUUUUUUAACAAGGGGUUCCUCUACCCCAGGGACACCUAUCUGUGUGACCACAGGAGUGAGGAAGAGGAGGAACAAAGGGCCGAGGAGGUGGUGGGACGAGAAGGGUCGGGGGGAGGAGGAGGCCACAUGUUCUACACCCUUUCCUGCAAGGGAGGAGGAAAAAAAUGCUAUGUGUGAUUGUAUAUGUGUGCUGGAUGCACAAAUGUAUCAUUAGGCAUCAUUAACCACAAAUUAUACAGAGAGAGAAAGACAGAUGCUGCUGUUGGCACAUUUUUCUGCUCCCUGCAAUCUGCAGCCCUGGGAAGGAAAAAGAAGGGGAGAAAGAGGGGAGGGAGGGGGAGUUAAUCUAAUACAUGUGUAGUGUGAUUAAAGGAAGAGCUUCAUCGCCGGUGACGUUUCAGAUGGAUGUGAAGCCCGGCGAAAGGAUAUUAAACACUUAAACAUCGCACUGAAAACAGUGAGGAGGGGGUGGGGGGCAGAAAGAGUUAAAAGUCCGAAUCUAUGAGAAGGAGAGCUCUCUCUCUCUCUCUCUCUCUCCUCCCUCCUACCUCUCUCGACCGCUCGGCUACUCGCUCCUCUCUCACCACCUGUUAGUGCGGACCCCUCAUGCACUGACAUCCACUUGUUUGUGCAGGAAUCUCCUCCACUCACCAUCAAAGACUCUAUGACGGUUCGGAGAGGAAAGAAGCUCAGCAUCUCCAUCCAGGAACACAUGGCCAUAGACGUUUGUCCCGGCCCCAUCAGACCCAUCCGCCAGAUCUCCGCCUACUUCCCCCGCCUGUCCCCCACCUCCCCCACCCCCGUCUCCCCCAACCCCGCCGUGUCCCCGCCGCCGUCCCUCAGCCCCGGCUCGGUGGCCUCGGGAAUGGGCGGGUCUCACCUCUUGUCUCCUCUGUUGGCCCAGGGCAGGCCCGGCGGGGGCGGGUCCCUAUCCCUGACCAGCAGCGUGGACACGUCGGUGGAGAUCAACAGCUCCGACAGCGACGACUGCACUGCUCUGGGAACGCUGGAGUUCGAGCUGAGGUACGAGCAGAGCUCCAACAAGCUGAACUGCACCGUGCUGCGGGCCAAGGGUCUGAAGCCGAUGGACUUCAACGGUUUAGCUGACCCGUACGUCAAACUGCACCUGCUGCCCGGAGCCUGUAAGGCCAAUAAGCUGAAAACGAGGACGAUCCGUAACUCCCUGAAUCCAGUGUGGAAUGAAACGCUCACUUAUGUCGGCAUCACAGAGGAAGACAUGCACAGGAAGACGCUCAGGUCUGUGUUUAUAUCUGCGUGUGUGACAAACACACACUGGGGAUAAUUCAUCACAUCUCAUUUCAGAGCAAUUACGCUCACAGCCAUUAAUCAGCUGCUCUUACAUCCUGACAUUCACAUAUGAAGCUCAGUUGUCACAUUUCAUUAGUUUAGCUGUCGGAGCAAAAAGCUGCACCAAGAUGAAAUUAAAUGUUGUCUUUGCUGCUUUUCGCAGCUAUCAAACACUUUUUGUUGCCAAGAUCCUUCCCCGACUCUCUGGCUGCCUCUAACAGUCUGAUUGGACUGAAUCAGUCCUUCACAGAGUCAGAGACAACAGCAAAGAGCGCACAGCGAGCUGCUGUGAAUAAAGCAGUUUGUCAGAGUUAUCAGAUAAACAGCUGCAGCCAAAAAAGGCUUGUUGUAGUGAAUGAAGCCAUCGUAAAAAAAACUACAGUAAACAUCAGAAAGACUUUUGGGUUUAAAUGACAAAUGAGCCUCAGCCAUCUUUAUUCUGGCUGAUGAUGGCUAACACUAAGCUAACAUGGACAAAUAGCAAGUUGCCCUACAAAACCACAAGUGAUCUGGUAAAUAAGUUUUACCCCUGAUGAAGGUAAAAGUAUGUGUCCCAGCCCCAGAUUUUUAGUGGUGCAUGUUGAAAUAAUUUACACAGCAAACAAAAACCCAGAAAUUAACUCUCAGUGUCCAUAAUCUGAUGUCGGUGUGAGGGUCCAGCUGUGUGCCAGCAGAGGUUGGACCCAAACGCAGCACUGCAGAGACGAAGCAUGAACUUGUGCUAAAGACCGAACACUGAGACGAAUAAUGGACGGGACAUGACAACAAGACUGACAAACACAGGAAACACUGCCGACAACACACAAGCAAAACAGUAAGGGGACGAAACCAGAGCCACUAUGGAAAACUGAACUAGGAGUCACUCUGGAAACACCAGAACACAAAAGCAUAAACACAAAGCACUGGAUCAGCGACCCAGGACAGCGUGUGCCUAACAUUAUUCAUGAAAUCACAGAGUGAAAACUACCAUCAAGUAAAUAAAAGAGCAAUGACAAAGAUUCAGACCAUACGGAGACUCCCCACUUGCCUGACAGGGCCGUGCAGAGAGGUUUAAAGGGGCGGGUGCU
Messenger RNA from Haplochromis burtoni (Burton's mouthbrooder), 2821 nucleotides. Its product is annotated as double C2-like domain-containing protein beta. Lineage: Eukaryota; Metazoa; Chordata; Actinopteri; Cichliformes; Cichlidae. The coding region runs from base 1111 to 1749 and encodes 212 amino acids. The record is from RefSeq and is a predicted model, not a curated record. The transcript is spliced from 5 exons.